UGCGGCGCCACAACUGUGGUUAAACUGCAACUGCUUUGUAUCAGCCUGAUGCUCAGACAGUCAGCAGCAAGACGCCAUGGAGGUUAGAGCUCUCUGCAUCAGACUGUUGAUGAAUGUAUUGAUGCUGCUGGGUGCACAUGUGCAGCAAAGUUAUCCUCAGGCAGCUGUAUCAGAUGCAGCUUUUCGUAUCGUUCCAACCAGACUGCAGUUCUUUGAAUAUGAGUCUGUGCAUUUCACCUGUGAGGGGUUUAAUGACCCAGCUGGAGGCAAAGUGAGGAACAUGAAGAAAUUCAUUCCAAAAUGUUCCAAUGGCACAGAGACAUCAACAGUGACCUGCACCAUUGGCUUUGCAUUUACAUCAGACAGUGGAGAAUACUGGUGUGAAGGUGGAGGAGGGAGAAGCAACAGUGUCAACAUCACUGUCACUGCUGGUUCAGUGAUCCUGCAGAGUCCUGUCCGUCCUGUGAUGGAGGGAGAGUCUGUCACUCUGCGCUGCAGAAACAAGAUGUCAUCCACCAACUUUGCAGCUGUCUUCUUCUAUAAAAAUGGCCACUACACUGGGCACAGCUCUACAGGAGAGAUGACCAUCCACAGUGUUUCCAAGUCUGAUGAAGGACUCUACAAGUGUCACAUCUCUGGAGCUGGAGUAUCACCAGAGAGCUGGGUGGCUGUCAGAGGUGGUGAUGUGAUCCUGGAGAGUCCUGCUCUUCCUGUGACUGAGGGAGAAGCUGUGACUCUGCGCUGUAGAAACAAGGAAACUCCCUCUGACCUCAGAGCUGAUUUCUACAAAGAUGGCGUCCUCAUCAGGAGCAGCUCUAUAGGAGAGAUGACCAUCCACAGUGUUUCCAAGUCUGAUGAAGGACUCUACAAGUGUCACAUCUCUGGAGCUGGAGGAUCAGUGGAAAGCUGGAUGGCUGUCAGAGCUCAACACGGGGAGGCUUGUGUUUGCUCAGACUUCAUUUAUGUUCUCCUCGUCUUAAGGACGGUGUUCACCAUAGUGAUGGUGCCUCUGCUGCUGCUGCUGGUGGGACUGCUGCACUGUGGGAAACUCAGAGUUACACAAAAAUAACUUAGGCCAACAUAGAUAAAGAAAUAUGUAUUUACAUAGUUUGUUUUGGUUUCAAGGUACUAAAAUCAUAUUAGCAAAAAAUGUCUCUCAUCAGAUGAAACAGCUUAGAAAUUAUAAAUAAAUUACUCAAUGCUCUUCAUAGUUAUACGUGUGCAGGCUGUGGUCACUGACUAGCACAUGAGCAGAAAAAGAGAUGCGAGACUUAUUUUCAAAGGCCUGCUCUGAACUGUGUCCAUACAUGUUAUUCUGGGUUUUAUUUAGAUACCACAGACGCAGGUGAUAAUUUCAGCUUCUCAGACACAGUUCACAUGAGAAAAGAACAGACAGAAGAUUUAGUGACCGUUCAGCGGCUUUGAAGAAACAAAUGUUGAAAUGAUUUUACAGAGAGCUGUACGAGAGAAGCGUCAUUACAUUUAUUUUGGCCCAAGAACAUUCUCUCCUUGCCUUGUUGUAUAUCACAUGUUCAUCACGCUUCAAUACGUUUGAUUUAACUUUGUCUAUGAAGGCAAAAGGUUGUAAAUUAGGUUGCUUUCUUGUACUGCAGAAGCUGUCGAUUCAUUGUCUGCUCUGUUCAGCUCAGGUCCCUCCGUCCCUGAGGAGAGGCCAGCAGUGAUGCACAGCUUGAUGUUAGAGGCUGACAUUUUGCUGGGAAUCCUGUGAGUCAUGGGCUUCCUCUGGGAUUCCCAGGAGAAGUCAGUGCCAAUUUGAAAUUGGUUUUAGUCAGUGGAUAUCCAUGCCAACUUUCUCUUAAUUAAACAGUUAUCUGUUUUUGAAUGCAGAUAAAUUAGAAAUAAGCCAAUGAAAGUAUCAUCAGGUGAUAGCCACAGGUUCUGGAAUUGCAUUUCAGUCAAUGUGUUCUGCUUUUUUUUGCUCUUACUUAAUAGUA
Molecule: messenger RNA, 1955 nt
Organism: Epinephelus moara (kelp grouper)
Lineage: Eukaryota; Metazoa; Chordata; Actinopteri; Perciformes; Serranidae
Product: low affinity immunoglobulin gamma Fc region receptor II-a-like
Exons: 7
Coding region: 77-1069 (330 amino acids)
Biological process (GO): cell surface receptor signaling pathway
Molecular function (GO): transmembrane signaling receptor activity
Source: RefSeq, a predicted model, not a curated record